AUUCAGUUGUCAUCCUGUUGUAAUUAUUAGGUCGUUUGUGCGUCGUUUUGUACUGAGGUUAUUCUUUGUUUUUUGCUGUGAAAACGGAUCGAACCCCCGCAUGGACAAAAAAGAAAACGGAGAAAUAAUCACUGUAAUUUACUGAUACUCGUUAUUCAAGGAUGUGAUCAUAAAUGUCAUAAGAACAGCUCGGGGCUUUGUAGCUGAUCUGUAGGCAAAGACAUCUGAGAAACUAAUAUUACAAGAUGACAUCAAUGUUUGACCAAUAUGAACAAGCUUCACAACGUUUCAAAGGCACAGGGGGUUCAACAAUUCGACCUGAGAUGAGCACGACGGGGUUCAUACAUAUGAAGCUAGAGGAGGAGCCCCCAAUUUUCAGCAAACAGAAGGUGAACUUCUCACCAAAGGACCGCAUCACUCAUCUGGCAGUGAGCAGUGAAUUACUUGUGCUCACCAUGGCGAACAACAUCCUGCUGAGGAUAGAUCUAAGGAAGCCCGACAACUCCCAGGAGAUCGAGCUGGGAAAGUAUAUGUCACAUUUGAAGCUGAAUGACUUAUUUUUGGAUCCCUUGGGGCAUCAUUUACUGCUGAGCUUCUCCUCAAGAAACACAGAGACUCCUGCAGAACUUCUCUACUUGUCCCACAAGACCACUAAACUCAAACAGCCAAACAAAUUCAAAGGGCAUGAAAUAACAGCUGUGGGUUGGAACUUUGGAAAUGACUCCGACAUUACAACUGGUCCCAUCCUUCUUGGCACAUCCAAGGGGCUCAUAUUUGAGACAGAGAUUGCCCUGGAUGGAGAUCGAAUCUUCCAGUCAAGCUUGGAGCAGUACUGGAGACAGCUGCCGACCUACCUGCCUCUGUAUGGAGCUCGAGAGGCAGACGGACUGGUGUUUGACAUUGGUAAAGGUGACAACACACCGAUCACAGGGCUGGAGUUCCACCGGGUGCCUGAUUCAGAGAAAUACUUUGUCCUCGUAACAACCCCAAACCGGCUGUACCAGUUCAUUGGCUACGUGACUAACUCAGAUGAGAAACCGCUCUUACAGCAGAUCUUCAAUAGUUACCUCACCGUUCCAGAGAGCUUUCAAGAUAUUCCAAGUUCUCUCAAGUAUUCCAGACUGCAGUUCUAUUAUCCAAAUCCCAAAGGACUACCUAAAACCUUUGCUUGGCUAACAGAACCAGGAAUUUUCUAUGGACAGUUGGAUAUGAGUGGCCGUGACUCCGUUAUGACCAACAGCCAGUUACUGCAGUACAUUCCACCAAACUCAGGAGCACCUCUUGCAUUUGUCAUCACUGAGUUCCAUGCCCUCCUGCUGUAUGCUGAUCAUGUGAAGGGCAUUUCACUCCUGAAUCAUGAACUUGUGUUUGAGGAUGUCUACAAUGAGUCAUUUGGGAAGCUAGUGAACAUCACACAGGAUCCAGUCAAGGGUAUCAUCUGGGUGUUCACUGAGAAAGUAGUGUUUCGAUAUAAAGUUUGCCGUGAAGAGAGAAAUGUCUGGCAGGUGUAUGUGGAGAAGGGUGAGUUUGAGCUGGCCAAACAGUACUGCAAGGACAAUCCUGCACACAUUGACCAGGUUCUUGUCAAACAGGCGGAGAUGUACUUCAACAACAAACAGUAUGAAAAAAGUGCUGUCCAUUAUGCAGAGACACAGUCAUCUUUUGAGGAAAUCGCCCUGAAGUUCCUGCAGGUGUGGCAAAUAGAGGCACUGAAGACGUUCCUGAAAAAGAAGUUGGAAGGCCUGAAACAUCAGGACAAGACACAGAUAACAAUGAUUGUUAUCUGGGUGAUUGAAUUGUUCCUGAAUCAGCUGGGUACAUUGCGAGAUGAAGGGAUGGAGAACAGUGCUGAAUAUGUGAGCCUACAGAAGGAGUUGGACUCGUUCCUUGCUCGCCCACAGGUCACGGAAUGUGUGAAGAACAACCGCAGUACAGUGUAUGACCUAAUGGCAAGUCAUGGAGACAAGCAUAACCUCAUUAAACUCACCAUAAUGAACAAGGAUUUUGAACGAGUUAUACGCCAUCAUAUUCAUAAGAACAACUAUCUUGAAGCUCUGCAUGUACUGAAGAGCCAGAACAGAAAGGAACUGUUCUACCAGUUUGCACCAGCUCUCAUGCAGUUUGUGCCAAAGCAGAUGGUUGAUGCACUCAUCAGUCAGGGGAGAGGACUGAGUCCUGCCAAGCUGUUGCCUGCUCUUGUUACCAUAGAUGAUGACCAGGCUGGAGAGGCAGUUCGCUACCUGGAGAACUGUGUGCAUUCACUGGGGUGCCAGCAGCAGGCUAUACACAAUUACCUUCUGUCUCUCUAUGCUCGCCUAAAACCUCAGAGCCUCAUGGACUAUCUGGCAAUGCAAGGUCAGGAUGCCAGCAUGGUAUGUUAUGACAUCCAUUAUGCACUGCGUCUGUGUCAGGAGAGGAACCUCACUGAGGCGUGUGUCCAGCUGUCAGCCCUUCUGGGCCUGUGGGAAUCGGCAGUUGACCUUGCACUUACUGUUGAUGUGAAGCUGGCCAAGCACACUGCCAGUUUACCUCAGAAUGAUCCUGAGCUUAGGAAGAAACUCUGGCUGAAGAUUGCCAAACAUGUGGUGAGGGAGAAGGAUGACAUCCAGCAGGCGAUGCAGUUCUUGCAGCAGUGUGACCUCAUCAAGAUUGAAGACAUCCUACCCUUCUUCUCAGACUUUGUCACCAUUGACCACUUCAAGGAUGCCAUAUGCACUUCUCUUCAGGAGUACAAUCAGCAUAUUCAGGAUCUCAAGGAAGAGAUGGAGGAGGCAACCAAGUCAGCACAAGUCAUCAGGGAAGAGAUACAGGCAUUCAGGAACAGGUAUGCAUUCGUAGAGGCACGAGAUGGGUGUUCAAUAUGCGAACUACAGUUGCUAAUGCGGCCAUUCUAUCUGUUCCCCUGUGGUCACCGCUUCCACUCUGACUGCUUGCUAACUGAACUCAAUCCAAUGUUACCACCACGCAAGAGGAACAAACUGCAUGACCUCCAGAGACAGCUAGCCACAUUUUCAGCACGAGAUGACAAUGUAUCUAUGGGAUCAGCAACACUAUCAGCGCGAGACCAAGUCAAAUCGGACAUUGACAGCAUCAUUGCCUCUGAAUGUCUAUACUGUGGCGAAAUGAUGAUCAGAGCAAUUGAUCGACCGUUCAUAGAAGAUGAAGACUAUGAGCAGGUGAUGAAAGAGUGGGAAUAAGACAUGGCAAGCAGCACAGUGUCAUUCAUCUGUUUACUGCCAUCAGCAUGUGAACCUGGUACCUUCAUUCUUGUGUCCAUACUAUCAGUUUGCAGCCUGCUUACAGUUACUGUAUUUUGUACACUUGUUGAAGAAGGGGCUCAACACCAGACCAUUCACAUUUGCUUUACAUUCCUUUAAAAUAAUUUGUCUUCAUUUCAGUGUUCAGAAAUCAUACAAUUCUGUUUGUUGAACCAAAAAUGUAAAAACUACAUGAAAAAAAAACUAGUUAAAAGUUUAUUAAAGAUUAAAAUAUACAAAACUGUAA
Messenger RNA from Cryptotermes secundus, 3504 nucleotides. It is a transcript of the gene dor, whose product is annotated as vacuolar protein sorting-associated protein 18 homolog. The transcript is spliced from 22 exons. The record is from RefSeq and is a predicted model, not a curated record. The coding region runs from base 246 to 3197 and encodes 983 amino acids. Lineage: Eukaryota; Metazoa; Arthropoda; Insecta; Blattodea; Kalotermitidae. Gene Ontology annotation, biological process: organelle fusion; lysosome organization; intracellular protein transport. Gene Ontology annotation, molecular function: protein-macromolecule adaptor activity. Gene Ontology annotation, cellular component: endosome; HOPS complex.